AGGAAUGUGAGGACUUCUUCAUUGACAGCUGUGCUGCCCACGGCCCCCCAACUUUUGUUAAAGAUUCUGCAGUGGAAAAGGGGCAUGCCAAUCGCUCAGCCCUUACUUUGCCCCCUGGGUUAAGUAUCAGACUGUCAGGCAUCCCUGAGGCUGGGCUUGGAGUAUGGAAUGAGGCAUCCAAUCUGCCUCUGGGCCUGCACUUUGGUCCCUAUGAAGGCCAGAUCACAGAUGAUGAAGCGGCCGCCCACAGUGGAUAUUCCUGGAUGAUCACCAAAGGAAGAAACUACGAGUAUGUGGAUGGAAAGGACACGUCUUUGGCCAAUUGGAUGAGGUAUGUGAACUGUGCCCGACACUAUGAGGAGCAGAACCUGGUGGCCUUCCAGUAUCACGGGCAGAUCUUCUAUAGAACCUGCCAGGUGGUCAGGCCUGGCUGUGAGCUGCUGGUCUGGUACGGGGAUGAAUAUGGCGAAGAACUUGGCAUCAAGCGUGAAAGCAGGGGGAAGAGCAUGCUCGCAGCCAGGAGAGGUGAGGGCCACCCCUCUUCCAGCACCCCACCCCAUCCUGGGGAGCUUACCUGGUCCAAUUCUGAAGCAUAGUACAAACCAGUUUAAAGUCAGUGAAGUCGCAAUUGAAUGCGUCAGGUUUGAUUCAUUUCAUAUGACUGUUAUGAAAAAUAUUUAUAUUAAAAAUGUUCUAAUUUUCAAUAUUUCAUGCAAAAAAUAUGUAACAUCACCUUCUGCUGGAAGGCUUAGAAGCUAAAAGCAAGUUUUCUAGCACCUACCAGCUCUCUCACCUUUACCUGUUUCUUCCUCAUUUCCUCCACAUUUCUAAGUGACGUGUACAGUAGUUUGUAUUCAGUUACUUUUUCAA
Molecule: messenger RNA, 870 nt
Organism: Cervus elaphus (red deer)
Lineage: Eukaryota; Metazoa; Chordata; Mammalia; Artiodactyla; Cervidae
Product: probable histone-lysine N-methyltransferase PRDM7
Exons: 3
Coding region: 264-596 (110 amino acids)
Biological process (GO): positive regulation of reciprocal meiotic recombination
Cellular component (GO): nucleus
Molecular function (GO): protein binding; histone H3K36 methyltransferase activity; recombination hotspot binding
Source: RefSeq, a predicted model, not a curated record